Messenger RNA from Vanessa atalanta (red admiral), 2495 nucleotides. RefSeq names its product condensin complex subunit 2 (gene barr). Gene Ontology annotation, molecular function: chromatin binding. The coding region runs from base 131 to 2233 and encodes 700 amino acids. The record is from RefSeq and is a predicted model, not a curated record. The transcript has 12 exons. Gene Ontology annotation, cellular component: condensin complex. Lineage: Eukaryota; Metazoa; Arthropoda; Insecta; Lepidoptera; Nymphalidae. Gene Ontology annotation, biological process: mitotic chromosome condensation.
UUGAGUUUUUAAUUUUAUAAACAUUAAACGUUUACUGAUUUCCUAAAUUAAUAUACGUUAAUUGUAUUUUUAAGUUAUUGUUAAUGUGCAUUGUAUUGAGUUAAUUUACGCUAUUGUAUACUUAUGUGCAAUGAUGGUUGAAAAUCCAAUUACAUCAACACCUGCUAGUUUGUCAAGAUUAAGUGUUGGCGGUAGUGGAAAUAGUUCAAUACGAAGAAGGAGUUUAAUUCCACAAACUCGCAUAACAAAAUUAAAAGAUGAGGAGCGAAAUGAUGACGAAGCCGAGAGGUCUUCCCUGGUGGCUUCAGAACGAGCGGUGGCUACUACAACACCUCUUGCUUCCCCGCGUAGAGGCAGAGACACGAUGUCAUCUUCUCCACAGAAAGAGCAUUUCCAGGGAUGCUUAAAACUUUAUGCGGAAAAUAAAAUAAAUAAGGACAAUGCAUGGAAUCUACAACUCAUUGACUUUAUGACUUCUAUGUUACGGCGGCAUGAUACCCGAAUGGACAAUCUCCAAACUGCAUCUACAGUGGUAGAUGCAUCAGCUAGGAUUUAUUCAUUUAGGGUAGAUGCUGUGCACUAUGAUGUUCUUAAGAUGGCUGGUGGAUUGAGCAAGGCCGCUCAGACUAAAAGGGGUAAAAAAGAUGAUGAUAUUGGUACCCAAGAUGAAAAUCCAGCAGAUGGAGAAACGGCUGCACCUAAAAAGAAAAAGAAAAGAUCUAAAGGUGCAAUAGCUUCUAAUCCUGAAGUGUUUAAUGGAGACUUUGAGGCCAAUGACUGUGUAGAUCCUUUCUUCGAGCGGCUUGCAGCUACAACAGGUGAUGUUACAUCAUCAAACAGAGCCUUUAAUGCAACACUGCCUAUUCAUGACAAAACAUUAGCAUUAAUUUUAAGGACAGAUGAUCGUUUCUUAGAGCCAAUAAAAGAGAAUAUACCAGCAGGCAUAGACUUGAAAGAGCGAACAACAAUAGCAUUGAAGCUGCUCCCAGCUUUUCAAGAAAAUGAUCAGCUCUGUGAGCCCUUUUCUAGUUUCUCUAUUAACAAUUGGGAUCCAGAAACCGAAGAUACGGACAAUCGUGUUACAAAUUGGGUAGAAGACAACAGAUUGAAUCUGUCUCAACAAGCUCUCGCUUUUGAUGUAAAUGCAGAAGUGGAGCCUAUCCCACUGGAUGAAAUUCAUAAUGACUUACAUGAUGACGAGCCCCUGGGCGGCAUCGAGAGCGAGGAAGAGGCGGACGUGGCCGUGGCGGCCUUCGUGGCGCGCAUCGCCCCCGCGCCGCUCGCGCGCCUCGCCGACAUGCGGCCCAGCGCGCCGCACCACUCGCGCCUCGAGUACUCCUACAGCACCGCCAUCGUCGCCGCCUGGGCCGGGCCCUCGCACUGGCGUCUCAAGAACAACAGAGCGUCAAAAAUGUCUGAACGAACGCAAUCAACGGCAGGUAGACUGACUGUCGAAGGCAAGAAGCCAGCGCGAACGAAGCGGCAAUUAGAUUUUAUGGGGUGUGGACUUGCGUUUGAUGCGCGUACAACGAAUGUUCCCGACUAUGAGCCAACUCAACCUACAAAAAUCAUGAUCAGCCGAAAGACCCUAGCUACUGGACAUACUUGGAAUGAAGCUAAUUUUAAAACACCAAUUGAUAGAGGACUAGACGAGUCACAUUUUCGUAAACUGUUUCUACGACGCAAUGUAUUGAUGAUGCGCGAUAAAGAUGCAGAGUUGAGCAAACGUAAUACUGAACCCGUCACUGUAGAAGAAACUAAAGAUUACGAUUACAACAAUGAGAACGAUGCGUCCUAUUGUCCUAACCAUGUGCCGGAUGGCGAGGAAUGGGGUAACGAAGAUGCUACAGCAGCUGGAGAAUUACAUGAUCAAGUUAAAGCUAUGGAAUCGGAGGAGAUUGGGGAUAUGUUAGAACCACCAACUAAGGUUGCGAAGAUCUUCAUACCUUAUGCUAUGCGUGCGAAAAAAGUUGACAUGAAGCAAUUAAAGCAUUGCACUUGGAAAAUGCUAACAGAAGAAACACCUGAAGGAGAAAAAGAAGAUGUUUCAAAGACUACAUUUUGUUCCAUAUAUUCACGGCUACCAAAUAAGUUAUCAACUAACAUGAGAGAAUCAUUAAGUGUUCCACUCGCUUUAUUAUCAGUUCUACAUUUGGCAAAUGAAAAAGGUCUUAUAUUAGAAAAGAGAGAUGAUUUAAAAGAUAUAGGUAUUUUAGGUCUUAUUAAAAACUAACUGAGACCUAUUUUUUGUAUUUAAUUGAGAAAUAUUUUCUCAUGUAACUAAAGAUCGACUCAUUUUUGCUAAAUAAUUGUAAACUAAUGACUUUGUUAUGCUGUUGCCAUAUUAAUUUAGGGUUUCCAUCAAUUACCAGUGCUGGACAUUUAUUCUGUAAAUAUAGUUUGGUAUGGUCUUGCCCUUUUUUUAUUGAACAAUGAAGUUUCUGUUCUAAUAUUGUACAAAUCUUUUUAUGUGUUUAUUUUGUAUUCUUUAUUAU